AUGCCGAGCAGCGUUCCAGUCUCAUCGAAUUACGCACCUGAAUGGAUGACGCAGUUUCUAGCGGCGAUCCAGCAGCAGAACCAACAGCUCCAGCUACAAAUGCAACAGCAGAACCAGCACAUAAACGAGCUCUUGUAUACUCUCGUUGAACAUAGGGUGGGAUUUUCACAAUCACCUACUAAAGUUCCGUCGCCUGAUGCAUAUGGUGAUCUUAUGCGAGAUCUACCAUACUUCAGUUAUGAUGAUGAUGAUGAUUCAACUUUCAAUUCAUGGUUCAAACGUUACGGACCGGUCAUAGAUGAUAGAGGAAGCUCACUCUCGGACGACAGAAAGCGAAACCUCAUCAUCGACAAGCUGGACAAGGGUACGUAUAAGACGUAUUCAGAACACGUGCUGCCACUGAAGCCGCUAGACGUUGAUCUACCCACAACUAUCGAAACGCUGACGAAGUUAUUCGGACCAAAGAAAACCCUCAUCCGCCGACGAUUUGAGUUCCUACAGUCAUCCUGUCCCCCAAUAUGCGGAAGCCAUAUACCCUACCGCGACUUCGGAAGCACAAUCAAGAAGAAGUUUGAAGAAGCAUGCAUGAAAGAUGUCGACAGUGAGUCACUCAAAUGUCUUGUCUUCGUUUCUGGACUCACAGACUCUUCGCAUUCGGAAAUGCGCCUUCGUUUGAACAAGAUGAAUCGGCUCAAAGAGUCCGACCCCCUACCCGUCCUCGACGACUUCAUCAGUGAAUGCGAAACGUUCGUCACUCUGCGGUCAGACAACCGAACAAUGGAAACCAAAGAGAUCAAUGCGGUUAUUGGACGAAAGCCAAUGAACAAGCAACGCCAUCCAAAGCAUGUGAGUUUCAGAAGACGCUCUAAUUCUAACGAAAAGGAAGCUACUAGAGAUAAGUCGAAUCGAAGAAGCUUGUCAAGAAGAAAGACAAGAGCUACAUCAUCGAGGAGAAAGUUUCGAUGCAAGAAUGUCGCCGUUGCUGCUCAAGAUGCACGAACAUAUAUGAAAGUGCAUAUAAAUGGACAACCGGCUCGUCUACAGCUCGACACUGGUGCAGAUAUCACAAUGAUCUCUCGCAAAACAUGGAACAAAAUUGGGUCUCCUGCCCUGAGUCCAGGCAUCACAACAGUGAAAACCGCUGAUGGUUCACCAAUGAAUAUCCAAGGAUGCUUCGAAGCCGACUUUACAAUUUUCGAUCGCCAUCAUCAUCCUGUAUCCGGACGAGGAAAUUGUUACGUCACAGAAGCAACCGAUCUCCUAGGAUUGGAAUGGUGUAUUCAGAUGCCAGACUACCGUCAGCUCAAAGAUCAAAUUUUCUGGGACAUCAAAUCCGAACGCCUCUCACACAGCUCACAAUGCCUCGACACAAAAAUGGAGAUCGAAACAGGAAACAUGGAAAAACAAUUCAACAGACACCAUGGCGCCCGUGCAAAAUCGUUUGAGCCCGACGAUACUGUUUGGAUAAAGAACUUCAAAGGAGGCAGAAGCAAAUGGAUACCCGGAAAAGUUCUCUUACGUCACGGACACACACUGUAUGAUGUCCUUGUGGAUGGAACAGUAGAGAGACGCCACGCAAAUCAAAUGCGUCUUCGCAUAUCUAGCCAACCAGACCAAACGUUUUCG
Messenger RNA from Ostertagia ostertagi, 1626 nucleotides. The record is from the annotation of a GenBank genome assembly. Lineage: Eukaryota; Metazoa; Nematoda; Chromadorea; Rhabditida; Trichostrongylidae.